Messenger RNA from Caenorhabditis angaria, 486 nucleotides. Lineage: Eukaryota; Metazoa; Nematoda; Chromadorea; Rhabditida; Rhabditidae. The record is from the annotation of a GenBank genome assembly.
AUGAAGAGUGACGAAUUGGCGAAUGCGAGUCCAUCGAAGGAGAAUCUUCUACUUCCGCAAACAACUACGCCGCCAGUCAGGGAUGAUUUUUCAGUGUGAGUUUUUUCGAGCGGAGCGAGUGUAGACCGCAAGCUUGCGCGCAGCGCCGGAAUCUUCCGCGCAGCGGCGGGCUAUUGUGUAACCUUCACUAAUUUUGGAAGUAUUUUGACACCAAACGUGACAUAGCCCGAAAAUUUGAGCCCAGGCCCGGGCCGAGUCAUGUUUGGUGUCAAAUUGCUCAAGACUACAUUAAAUCUGUAAAUUUCCUGUACUUCCAGCGGAACUCCUCUACCAAAUACACCAUUAGCCGAUCCAGUCGGCGGAAAAGAUCAUUCUCUACUCGACAUCGAAUCAAUAAAAGCCGAAAAAAAGGCGACGAAAUCGAAACAAAUGGAAGCCGAGAGAAAAAAGCGACAACUCAGCAAAGAACUUCAAUUGGAUCAAUAA